UUUUUCUGCAUCACCACCGAACACGUCUUUCCUCGGCAUGCUAGGCAUGUGGGGGUUUAGGUUAAAGUCGAGGAGGGGAAGGGAAGGGAAGGGAAGAGGGCAGAAAGGACGAGGUAGAGAGGACCAGGCGCAGACUACGACGUCCAGUACGAGAGCCGGGAUUUCUACAUUGCGCGCAGAUGAAUAUAUAAGAGAAGAAUGGCAUCCUCGUCCUGGAAGAAAAGGGAAAAUCUCCUCCAGGGUCCUCCGGAUACUUCUUUCCGUCUCGCCUUCUUUUCGCUGUUCUGGAUUCUGGCCUUGCUCUUCUUGACCAACAAAGAUGAAGGUGACGCUCUCUCUUCUGGCGGCAGCCGCCCUGGCGGGCACUGUCUCGGCCGAGUCGGCCAUGGAAAGCCUGAGGAAGCUGAAGCUCGAGACGUGGACCGCCGAGAGCGAGGCCGGCGCGUUCGACGUGGACCGCUACGAGCCUCUGAUGGCCUCUGCGGCCUGCGUCAAUGGAAGGGCCGGGGAGUACCGGUGCUCCAACGUCGAUAUGGCCGACUUCCUCCGGCACCAGGACAUGGGCUCGUCGACCCGCCGUGGCAACGAUAUCUGGGGCUGGACGUCCGCGACCGGCCGUGAAUUCGGCGCCGUGGGUCAGACUGACGGUACGGCUUUCGUCGAAGUCCUCCGCGACGGAUCGCUCGUGUACCUCGGCCGCCUGCCUACCCAGACCACGUCGUCCUCCUGGCGCGAUAUGAAGACGAUCGGUGAUUACCUAUACGUCGGCGCCGAGUCGUCCCGCCACGGCCUGCAGGUCUUCGACAUGAAGAGGCUGCUCACGAUCAACCCGUCGUCCCCUCGGGUGUUCAGCACCUCGACGGACCUGACGGCCCACUUCUCCGGCUUCGGCAACUCGCACAACAUCGUCGCCCACGAGGAGGCGAACAUGAUCUACGCCGUCGGCGCCACGAGCGCCACGAGCUGCCGCGGCGGCUUGUACAUGGUGGACGUCAGCAACCCGGCGCGCCCCACCUCGCCCGGCUGCCUGUCGGCCGGCGGGUACGUGCACGACGCGCAGUGCGUCACCUAUUCCGGCCCGGACACGCGGUACACCGGCCGCCAGAUCUGCUUCAACUUCAACGAGAACACGCUGGACAUUGUCGACGUGACGAGCAAGACCCGUCCCGUCACGCUCAGCAGCACCACCUACAACGGCGCCGCGUACACGCACCAGGGCUGGCUGUCCGACGGGUCCAUGCGGUUCCUCCUCUUGGACGAUGAGCUGGACGAGCAGCGAGGUACUGGUCCGGCCCGGAACAGGCGUACCACGACGUACAUCGUCGACGUCGCCAACCUGCAGAGGCCCGUUUUCACCGGUUACUACCAGAGCCCCGCCAUCGCUAUUGACCACAACCAGUACACGCUGAACGGUUUGUCGUACCAGGCCAACUACGGCUCUGGGCUGCGCAUCAUCGACGUCCGGACGCUGAGCCGCGACCCCACCGGUGCGGGUAUUCGGGAGGUCGGCUACUUCGACUGCCAUCCCGAGGACGACAGCGUGGGCGGGCGCACCGAAUUCGUGGGUACCUGGAGCGUGUAUCCGUACUUCCGCUCCGGCUUUAUCCUUCUCAACAGCAUCGAGCGCGGUGUCUUCUCUCUGAGAUACACCGGUUAAGAUGUUGGCGCGGCUGGCGGCCUGGCUGGAAUUGAGGCAGACGCGUCGUCGAAGGAAGGCUAGGGGGGGUGGCCUCUGUAUGGGACUUGGGCGCAUGAGAAGCUGGCUCUGAUGGGCGGGCGUCCUUGGGACAAGGCGUGAUUGAUGUUGCAUGAUUCGAAGACCAGAUAUGGAACAGCUUCCUAUAGCAGCUUCAUGUCCCGCGAAUGACGAAAAUGGUGACGACUAUACCAGGCUGUUCUCAGCUUUAC
Messenger RNA from Sodiomyces alkalinus F11, 1908 nucleotides. RefSeq lists its product as hypothetical. The transcript has 2 exons. The record is from RefSeq and is a predicted model, not a curated record. The coding region runs from base 320 to 1657 and encodes 445 amino acids. Lineage: Eukaryota; Fungi; Ascomycota; Sordariomycetes; Glomerellales; Plectosphaerellaceae. Gene Ontology annotation, cellular component: extracellular region.